This is a messenger RNA of Sitophilus oryzae (rice weevil), 4245 nucleotides long. RefSeq names its product transcription factor CP2-like protein 1 (gene gem). Gene Ontology annotation, biological process: regulation of transcription by RNA polymerase II. The record is from RefSeq and is a predicted model, not a curated record. Lineage: Eukaryota; Metazoa; Arthropoda; Insecta; Coleoptera; Curculionidae. Gene Ontology annotation, cellular component: nucleus. Gene Ontology annotation, molecular function: RNA polymerase II cis-regulatory region sequence-specific DNA binding; DNA-binding transcription activator activity, RNA polymerase II-specific.
AAUAAAUUUAUUUUAAUAUUUUAGUUGGCGACGUAUGUAAGAAUAUCAAACAGAUUAAAAGAAAACGUGUUAUUUAAUCCGAUUUAAGUUAGUUAUUUACAAGUUAGUAGCUGUGCUUUAUUUUAUCACGUAUACUGUUGAUUUAUAGACAAAAUCAAUGAACCUGGAUAUUUUAUUAACACUCACCUAUUAUUUACACAGAUACUGAAUGUAUUCAAUUUUCGACCAAGAGGAUUUAGUCUCAACGAUCGAUCCGUUUAAACUGGUGAGGACAUCGUCCUUCUUCAUUCCCAAACGGGAGAAAAAGAGAGGCUUUAUUUAAACUUCGUCGUUGCUUUCAUCGUCUCUCAUCACCGACUCCAUCUUAUUCAUUUCAGUACCUUGGCCGCCUCCUCCUCGUCAAUUGGACUUAAUUUAAGUAAAUUUGCCCGCUCUACGGACGUCAUUUCGACUGCUCCACACUCUCAGUCGCCUCUGGCAUUUUUCACCAGCCAGAUAUCAUUUAUCCGGUCCCCAUUGGCCAGCCAGAGUGCGUGCACCAGUGUCGUCGAUAGAAGGGAGUCGUUUCGGUGAUUUCAACGUUGUCAUUCUUCAAGUCGACAGUCCAUUCCAGACGUUGCUUCAGAUUGGUAUUCGCCAAGACGGCUCAGCCUUCCAGCUCUCGUCAACUAUUUGGGUUUGCGCUCGUCCGCACUCACCCUUAAGCGCAAGGGUCGGCAUCCGGUUACCCUCGUGAUAAAUGGAUAUUGAGUCACGUUUCCUGCAAAUUAAGAUGCUAAACAUCGACAACAGCUUCCUGCAAAAUCGGCGCCAGCGAGAAACGACGGGAAUCAAGAAAUUGUAUAAUUCCUUCUUCGUCAUGUUUUAAGAAGAAAUCCGCGACGCAGCUCGUUUUUUUUUCGUUUUUCGUUGUUUCGUUACUCGCGCUGAACUGCAUCGCAAAGGGGGCGUUAUCGCGUUUAUCAUCCCCUUCGUAAAAAGGUAGAAAAGAAGUCGUUUUAGAGAUCAUUUCAUCAUCGGGCCUUCUUCAGCUUUCAUUUUCAUCGAUAGUCGUGUUAUCAUCUAGCCCAUCUAGCUAUCGUUUCUCCUCUUCGUCGUCUUAUUAUGGAGUACAAAUUGUAUGAGAGUUCUGACAUCUUGUUGAACGAAACCACCUCCUCCAGUUCCAAAGAGUCUUGGAAUUUACCGAAUUGUGUCAUGGACAAGGGUGAAGAGUAUUUCGCUUGGGGUCAGCUGAAAAUCGACGAAGACGAGUUUCAAGGCGACGGCAAGAUCGGCGCGCAACGUAAGAGGAAGGCCUCGGCGGAUUUGAAGGAGGACCAGAAUGCCAAACAGGCCAGCUACAAAAUUAUCAAAGAUCCGCUCAGUUUGGAGGACAAGGCUGGAGAGGCGAAGAAGAUAGCGCACGUCGUUAAAGGUGCUGCUACAAGACUUUCACAGUGGGAUGUAGAAGAUUAUGAAGACAUUCAGCAAGAUAUUGACAGUUCUAUUCAUUUGGGAACCGAGUUGACACCCAAUACCUAUGUUAGUGAAUCUUUAUUAACAAUUAAUGGAAUGCCAUCAGUAUUUAAGCAAGAAACCCCGUCACCCACCAUGAACGACGUGGUUCAACUGCAAAUCGCUAGGCAGCAACACCAUAGCCCGAAUUCCACCCAGCAAGCCACCAUUAUGAACCCAGUAAAUAGUACCGUAGAAGAAAAUAGUCAGAACGCGUUCAGUAACACGCUUAAUCAGUUAUUCAGUCAGACAUCAUUAACGAACAUCCAUAACGUCAUUGAUAAUAACAAUCUAUCUACCUCACCACAUUUUCAAGACAACUAUGGCGUUUCAUCGACUAACUACGGUGUCAACGAAGACACUAGGUUUCAGUAUGUAUUGGCAGCUGCGACAAGCAUUGCAACUAAACAAAACGAGGAUACGUUGACGUAUUUGAACCAGGGACAAAGUUACGAGAUCAAGUUGAAGAAAUUAGGCGAUCUGUCCAUGUACAGAGGAAAAUUGCUAAGGUCAAUAAUACGCAUUUGCUUCCACGAAAGACGCCUCCAGUUUAUGGAAAAAGAACAGAUGGAAUCAUGGCAGAAAGCUAGACCCGGAGAUCGUAUUUUAGAAGUAGACAUUCCGCUAUCGUACGGAGCUUUUGACAUCGUACAGCCCGGAACAGCUUUCAACGUUAUUACCUUUGUCUGGGAUCCAACCAAGGAAGUUGGGGUUUACAUAAAGGUCAAUUGCAUUAGUACGGAGUUCACACCGAAGAAACACGGCGGUGAGAAGGGUGUACCAUUUCGCAUCCAAGUGGAGACCUAUCAGAACGAGGACAACUUGGUGGCCUCGAAGCGCCUCCACGCGGCUGCCUGUCAAAUUAAAGUGUUUAAAUUGAAGGGAGCGGAUCGAAAACACAAACAGGACAGAGAGAAGAUCAUGAAACGUCCGCCCGCCGAACAAGGGAAGUACCAGGCCAGUUGCGAGUGCACCGUUUUAAGUGAUAUUCCCUCUGAUGCUGUCCUGCAAAGCUCUCCUCUACCAUCAAUUACAGCAUACCAUCCUGUCAAAAGCGGACCGGAAAUUCAAAAGUCACCGAUUGGCGGUCAGAACGAACCCGUCCUUGCCCAGCAAAACGUCAACCUUCAGAAAAUAUCUCUAUGCGUCACACCGCCCAGUCCUCAGGAAAGUAAGGACGAUAGUUCUAGCGCCGAUGGACCAAACGAACUGUCAUUUGAUCAGUUAAACCAGCAUGGUACACCCGAAGAGACCGUGCGCUGGUUGACGGCGAAUCGAUUUGAAAAAUACUUGGAAACGUUCUCAAGAUUUUCUGGAUCAGAUAUGCUUCGAUUGUCGCGUGACGAUCUCAUUGACAUUUGCGGACAAGCCGAUGGAAUUAGAUUGCACAACGCUUUGCACCAAAAAGCUAUAGCUCCCAAACUGAAAAUAUACAUCUGUCAGGAAAACUCUACAGUUUUCAAUGCCGUUUUUCUGUCGUCCCACAAUCAUAUGGAACUUCUUCAAAAGCUUUGCUCCAUGGUAACCAUUACCUGCGAUCAAGUCAAAGCCAUUUAUGUGGAAGGUCCCCAUUCUAUACAUAUCCAAUUAAGUGACGAUGUUCUUCAACACGUUGAAGAAGAGACCAUGUUUUCCUUAAGUAAUGCAGGAAAAAGGAAAUUACAUAUUUUUACUAAAGCGGAAAAUCAAAAAGUGAUGGCUGUUGUAAAUAUGCUUUACUAUUGAUGUAGUAUGCAAGAAUGAGAUAUUUCCAUUUUUUUUUAUUAGCAAUACUGAGUAUUGUGACUUUCUUGCAAAUUAUACCAAUACCUGAAGAAGUAUUUUAAAAUAAUAGCAAGAUGAAUGACACGAAGAAACGUUUACUUGGUCACAGUAAGAUGAAAUAAUUUUAAUUUUAUGUUAUUUUGGUAUAUAUACCAUAAGAUCGAUACGAGAAAGUUAUCAUAGAAAAUCGCUGUCAUUUCAAAUAGAAUAAAAUUUCAGAUGUCAACGAUCGUCACUUUCAAGGCAACUUAACUUUUUUCGAUCGUACGGUAUAUAUAUAUAUAUAUAUAUAUACCUGUGUUAUGAUUUAUUAUAGAAUCCAUUAUCCCAUUUUAUUAUUCAAUGAUAUAUAUUUUAAUAAAUAAUAUUAUUCAUCGCUGUUAGUAUUAUCUACUCUACAUUGCUAAUUUUUUUGUCUACAUGUAGUAUAAACUUAUGAUAAAAAGAAAAACAUUUUUUUCUUUUCGACGUACGUGCCUUACAAAUGCCUCAUAAAUGAAUUAAUAUAUUUUAAUACAGAAUAUUUUACUGAAUUGUACGUCGUUACAAAAAAAGCGUAGUAUUUACAGAUUUUACUCAUGUUAAACAUAAAAUUAUAAAUAGUUUAGAUAUAGCUGCAUGGUUUAGUUCUUUUGAAGUAAAAAAUAUCACUAAUUUUCGUAUAAAAUACGAAGAUAUAAGAUAUAUUAUUAUUAAGGAUAUAUAAUUAUUACUAAGGGCCGGUUCUUCAAAGCAAGUAUAUACCAGGUAUAUCCAAUUCUUGGAAUAUCUAUUAAAAUUCCCAUUCAAAAAGUAUAAAAUGUUUGGAGAAUAAUUAUCCCGAAUUUAUACUUGCUUUGUAGAAUCGGCCCUAAGGAACAAAACAAGCUGUAUAUGUACAGGGUGGGUCAAAUUGGACGCUUUUAAAGGGAAACACCCUUUUCUAUAGGAGAUAGACGAAAACUAAUAUCGGUAUCUGGAGCUCAAUUUUUAUCAAAAACAUGA